Myripristis murdjan (pinecone soldierfish) is the source of this 1391-nucleotide messenger RNA. RefSeq lists its product as uncharacterized. Bases 125 to 1192 code for a protein of 355 amino acids. Gene Ontology annotation, molecular function: RNA polymerase II cis-regulatory region sequence-specific DNA binding; DNA-binding transcription factor activity. Gene Ontology annotation, biological process: regulation of transcription by RNA polymerase II. The record is from RefSeq and is a predicted model, not a curated record. Gene Ontology annotation, cellular component: nucleus. The transcript is spliced from 5 exons. Lineage: Eukaryota; Metazoa; Chordata; Actinopteri; Holocentriformes; Holocentridae.
GGCUCGAUGUCGCCGUUAGUUUCCGUGUUUCGGUAGCGGCACUAUAAACAAUGUAACGUCAUUAUUUCUGCUUCGACGCGACGAACAUCUGCCACAAGACGGAUUUAAAGGAACGGUUUCCAUAAUGACUUGUGUUUGCUCCUUUCCGGGGUGUUUCAACAAGCCGAGGGCUGCGAUGCUGUGGCAGCGGGACCCGACGGGCGAUGCUCCGCUGAGUUUUCACGGUCUGCCGCUGCACGACCCGGACACACUCCGGCUGUGGCUCGUCGCACUGGGGAUGGACCUGGACUCCUCCAUGGACACGAUCCGCACACUGCGGGUGUGCAGCCAGCAUUUCUCCAAGGACGAUUUCUGCCCCCCGGCCGGGAGCAGACAGUCAGACGGUCCGGUUCUCAAGUCCACGGCGGUGCCAGCUGCCGCGAGAAGCGACGCCACGGAAUGCUUGGAUGAAUUCGCACCGCAUCACAGUCCAGAUCCAUGUUAUCUUGCUCCAAUCGACUCUAAUGAGGGAAGUGUGAAUGAUUCUACAUCAGAUGAAGCCCAAGACUCUUAUUUCACCGUCAAAAUAAAGGAGGAAGAAAUCGAAAGCGAGGAAACUUUGAAUGAUCCGACACAAUAUGACACUCAAAAUCUAAAUCCAGCUGUGAAAAUUAAGGACGAAGACAUCCAGAGCGAGGUGGAGAGUUUGUCUGCUGCUGGAGUGUCCGACUUCACUACACCAGGACCAAACAUCUUAACAACAGGCCAAGAGGGCGGAGAAAUCAAGAUACCCGCAAAACUGUUGGUGGUGUCCAGAAAUCCAGAACAGGCAACGCAGACGACGGCGUCCACGUCGGCAACUUACUUAGCCCGACCCCCAACAUGGGAAUAUCAAACAGAUGAUGUAAAGAAGGAAGUAAAGACAGAACAAGACGCGGCAGAACAAGAUUCGACAGAACAAGAAGCAACAGAACAAGACGCUCCGACUCAUGUUCCACCAGACACCGUUAAGCAAGAAGAAGGAUCAGGAGGGAGUUACGACCGAAAAUGGCCGGUCAACGAGUCCAACCUGUUUGAACUUUUUAAGACUUGCCAUCAAUGUGGGGCUAAAGUGGAAGGACUCUCAGCCACCGCGUACGGCUGCUACAUCAAGCUGGACUGGUGCUGCCGAAACGGACAUAAUGGGCAGUGGAGUUCGAGCCCUGAUAUCUGAACGACCUCGCCCUCUAUCCAUUCUUCAGAUCUCAUCUCAACGAGGACUUUGUUGUGCAAAAUAUCUCAGAACUUGCACUUUCACACUACAAGGCACAAAGACUUAGAAGCGCGCAAGUCAGUAUUUUAACUAAUGGCAACCGGAGCGGUAAACGUGUCAUAUUUGCCUACAUUUUACGAAUCCUGGCUCAACUCGGUAG